Messenger RNA from Phacochoerus africanus (Common warthog), 708 nucleotides. RefSeq names its product arginine-fifty homeobox-like. Gene Ontology annotation, biological process: regulation of transcription by RNA polymerase II. Gene Ontology annotation, molecular function: RNA polymerase II cis-regulatory region sequence-specific DNA binding; DNA-binding transcription factor activity, RNA polymerase II-specific. Gene Ontology annotation, cellular component: nucleus. Lineage: Eukaryota; Metazoa; Chordata; Mammalia; Artiodactyla; Suidae. The record is from RefSeq and is a predicted model, not a curated record.
AUGAAAUGGAAAAAGCAUCACAAAUGUAUCACAUUCACCCCCACACAGUAUGAAGCACUGGAGGCUCUGUUUGGCUACAAUAUGUUUCCAGACAAAAAUCUCCAGAGAAAACUGGGUUUAAAAUUCAACCUACCAGAGUCAACAAUAAAGAUCUGGUUCAGGAACUGGUGGUUCAAAAUGAGGAAGCAGCAGCAGCAACAGCAGCAGCAAUCACUCAAGCCACCAAACCAGACUCUUCCAGCCAAGAAGAUACCCACAGCAUCAACUAGCCCUCAUUAUUUUUUCCCUGAAGUUUCAGAUUCCUCUAGCUUCCUCUCAGUUCAACCCAUAGGCCAUUUCCAGUGGGCAGGGGACUCUAUCAUCACUGAGAGUCCUACAAGCGAUGUUCAAAUGCAAGAUCCUCAAUUGGAGAGACUAGUGGCCUCCAUUCCUGCUUUAUACUCUGAUGCCUAUGACACAGACCAAAAGGAACUGUACAGUUUUCCUGAUGAGGAUGAGAUAGACAGUUCUUCAUUCCACUCUCUGUAUCAGUAUCUCUCACCAACAAGGCCCAUGGAACAGAGUUCUUCUCUUAGCAUCUUUGCCAGCCCAGCUGUAGGUUUAUCUCCCAAGCAAACCUGGUUCAGCAUAAGCUGGAGCUUUGCAGCCUACAGUCUAAGAGACAGACUGGAAUUCCAGAAGCCCUCCAGUAUGGUGGACUUUCUCUGA